GAUUUACCCAAACAAAAAUUGGCAGAUGUUAUAGACGUGGAAGAUUAAAAUAUUUUAACUGGUAUCUUUAAAGAUUCCUUUCCAGUUCAUUUAUAAGAAGCAACAUGGGAGAGGCAACUGCUGAUUUAGAUUCACAGUCUGAUGAGUUUAAAGAAUUUUCAAAUUCUGAAGAUGUGAAGCCACUUCUAUCUACAGUAUUUUCAUCUUCUUCUGACAUAAAAACAGAAUUAUCAUUUUUAACUUUCCGUGAUAUCAAAAAUUCACAGGAUGAUAAAACCGUUGUUACGCCAGAUUUUUCAUCUUCUACAGACACAAAGUCAGAAUGUACAACAUUUUCCUCUUUUGAUGAUGUAAAACACCAUAUGACAUUUCUAACUUCUCAAGAUAAAACAACAGGAUUUUUAAUUUUUAAAGAUAUGGAACCUGCUGUAUCAGCAGUAUGUACAAGAUCUGAAGAUUUAAAACCAGAAUUAGCAAUUUUAUCAACUAGUGAAGAUAUAAAACCAGAAUUAGAAACUUUAUCAACCAACACAGAAUUAGAAAUUUUAUCAACUACUGAAGAUAUAAAUCCAGAAUUAGAAAAUAUAUCAUCUAGUGAAGAUCUAAAACGAGAAUUAGAAACUUUAUCAACUAGUGAAGAUAUAAUCCCAGAAUUAGAAACUUUAUCAACCAACAAAGAUUUAAAACCAGAUUUAUGGACAAAAUUUUUAGAUUCUGAGGACAAACAACAAAAUGGACUUAAAGAAAAGCUAAAACUCUCUGAAGAUGAAACAUAUCUGUCUGUUGAUCCUCAUGAUCAUCAUGAACAGUUUUUUCAAAGAUCUAACUUGAAUAAACAAGCUCAAGUAGGGGAGAGGCCACUUAAAUGUGAUGCUUGCAAAAAAACAUUUUCAGAUAGUUCUAGGUUAAGUAAACAUAAAAAAAUUCAUUCUGGAGAUAAGCCAUAUGAAUGUGAUGUUUGUCAUAAAAAGUUAUCUAAUAGUUCUGCUCUAAGCAACCACAAAAAAAUACAUUUACUAGUUAGACAUUAUGAAUGUGAUGUUUGUCACAAAAGGUUUUCAAGGAAUUCUUAUUUAGCGGAACACAAAAAAGUUCAUUCAGGAGAUAAGCCUCAUGAAUGUGAUGUUUGUCAUAAAAAGUUUUUUAAGAGUUCUAAUUUAUAUACACACAAAAGAGUUCAUUCAGGAGAAAAACCAUUUGAAUGUGAUGUUUGUCAUAAAAAGUUUUCUCAGAGUUCUAGUUUAAAUACACACAAAAGAGUUCAUUCAGGAGAUAAACCAUUUGAAUGUGAUGUUUGUCAUAAAAAGUUUUCUCAGAGUUGUAGUUUAUAUACACACAAACGUGUUCAUUCAGAAGAAAAACCAUUCGAAUGUGAUGUUUGUCAUAAAAAGUUUUCAUAUAAUUCUAAUUUUUAUGCACACAAACAAGUUCAUUCAGAAGAUAAACCAUUUGAAUGUGAUGUUUGUCAUAAAAAGUUUUCAUAUAAAACUACUUUAUAUGCACACAAACAAGUUCAUUCAGAAGAUAAACCAUUUGAAUGUGAUGUUUGUCAUAAAAAGUUUUCUCAGAGUUCUAGUUUAAAUAAACACAAAAGAGUUCAUUCAGGAGAUAAACCAUUUGAAUGUGAUGUUUGUCAUAAAAAGUUUUCUCAGAGUUCUAGUUUAUAUACACACAAACGUGUUCAUUCAGAAGAAAAACCAUUCGAAUGUGAUGUUUGUCAUAAAAAGUUUUCAUAUAAUUCUAAUUUUUAUGCACACAAACAAGUUCAUUCAGAAGAUAAACCAUUUGAAUGUGAUGUUUGUCAUAAAAAGUUUUCAUAUAGUUCUAGUUUAAGGAAACAUAGAAAAGUUCAUACUGUAGAUAAGCCAGAUGAAUGUAUUGAUUACAAUGUUUCUAAAAUAAAGCGGCUCCCGACAUAUUGGCACCCGAUAUAAGUGCUCAAGACAAAUGGGCUCCCGACAAAUCGGUUCACGACAUAUUGGCUACCGACAAAUGGGCUCCCGACAAAUUGGCUUUUAACAAAAUGACUACCGACAUAUUGGCUCCAGACCAAUGAAUGGCAAGACCACUAUUGGCAUAAAAGGAACGAUUUUGUCCUACCUCCAAUACCACUAUAUACUCUUUUAAAUGCCAGAAUGAAAUUGUUUUUCAUGAACCAACAUUAAUUCACAAAGGAGCCCUUAACAGCUAAAAAAGAUCUGUUGCUUAAAAGCGAGCACAGAAGUGUAAA
Molecule: messenger RNA, 2230 nt
Organism: Physella acuta
Lineage: Eukaryota; Metazoa; Mollusca; Gastropoda; Physidae
Product: zinc finger protein 883-like
Biological process (GO): regulation of transcription by RNA polymerase II
Molecular function (GO): RNA polymerase II cis-regulatory region sequence-specific DNA binding; DNA-binding transcription factor activity, RNA polymerase II-specific
Source: RefSeq, a predicted model, not a curated record